GGACCUUCAGGUUCUGGUUGGCACCAACACCUUGAGAUCAGGGACGGGUCAGAUCCGACGGAUCCGAAGAAUUUUGGUCCAUCCUAACUACAACCCCAGGAGAAACGACAACGAUUUCAUGUUGCUGCUGCUGGACACACCUGUCCAACUGGGACCACAGGUGAAAAAAAUCCGAGUGGCCACCGAGUGUCCACGGCCAGGGAUGAACUGCAGCGUCUCGGGAUGGGGAACCACCAAAUCCCCCGGAG
Molecule: messenger RNA, 248 nt
Organism: Acanthisitta chloris (rifleman)
Lineage: Eukaryota; Metazoa; Chordata; Aves; Passeriformes; Acanthisittidae
Product: kallikrein-14-like
Exons: 1
Biological process (GO): proteolysis
Molecular function (GO): serine-type endopeptidase activity
Source: RefSeq, a predicted model, not a curated record